This is a messenger RNA of Aspergillus vadensis CBS 113365, 570 nucleotides long. RefSeq lists its product as uncharacterized. NCBI's taxonomy places the organism in Eukaryota, Fungi, Ascomycota, Eurotiomycetes, Eurotiales, Aspergillaceae. The record is from RefSeq and is a predicted model, not a curated record. The coding region runs from base 123 to 521 and encodes 132 amino acids. The transcript has a single exon.
CAAUCCCGUCAGGAAUGCCAGGGUCUUUUGCGGUGGUGAGUCGAGUCUCAACUGAGACAUCCGAUAACUACGCCCCUCCAAUCAGCCUACGGAGCAUCGUUCGGACCAGCUAAAUUAGUGGUAUGGACCUCGAGCAUACUCUGAAGCCAAUCUCUAUCUGGAUAUUGUCAGUGAAUUGCUGUCAUCUGGCUCCAGUGACUUCGUAUUGUGCACCCUGGGAUGGUGAAUCCCGUUCGACUGCCGAGAUCACCAAUGGGAAUGCGGAUCGUCUACCGGACGGCUCGCGCGCAGCUCCCUACCUUUCUGGCUUGUAUCACCCACUUCAUACGAGGUACGCGGGGCAUCAACUGGAAGGUUCAUCCAAACUUCACCGACAUUGCGCACAGGUUUCAAGGGGGCGCGGGGGAUUCAUCCCUGCCAUAUGUUGUCCCCACUACUGCUAUAGAGGCAUUCAAUUUUGGGGGUACAUACACUCGGCAAACGAAAAAGAGGAUGAUACACGAAUGAUGUUGGGAACGUGAAUCCUCAAACGAUUGGCUCAGGUCAAGCUUUUCGUGGCACGGGGUGUGG